AAUGACAAAUAAAUCGUAUUUUUUUUGCUUACAAUUGUAUAAACUGUUUUUUUGGAGUGAUUUGGGAGAAGAGUCCUCCUCCUGGUCCUCCUGAUCCUCCUCUUCCUCAGAGGGCGUGUCGCGCCGCUCCGGGAGCUGUCCGGUGCUGAAAGUGGGGGCUGGGGGGGAUGAGCUCAGCGCUCCGGGGGCAGGUAACGUCAGCAGCAGCCGGAACGGGGAGCUUCCGCUCCACACCUACCGACGGCUGGAGAUGGGCGGCUGAUCGGCUCGGUGGAGCGUCUCUCACGGCGUCACAUCGCCGGGAUGAAAUGGGAAUGUUCACGUCCAUGAAGAUCGCAGGGCUUCUGGCUUUCGCUGUCGCGCUCCUCUUCCUCACAGUACCAGCGGAUUCUGCAGAUGUGAAGUGUGAGAAUAUCUACAAAGAUUUUUCUGAUUGUGUCCUGGAGUUGGGAGACAGCAUGGACAACUACCAGGAGAACGUGACCAGUGAGAGGGGCGUGGCUGCCGUGUGCAGCCACUGGGAAGCUUUCCACACGUGUGCCCUUACCGCGCUGUCCGACUGUCAGGAGGAAGUCAGCUCCAUCUGGGAGACUCUGAGGCAGGACUCCAGGAAGAUCCGCUUCCAGGGAAGUCUGUUUGACCUUUGCAGCCCCAGCUCCUCGUCCAACACACGUUGGUGUCUGACUGCCCUCAUCAUCCCACUGAUGCUGGCCAUGACUGGGCCCAACUGAAGCCUUGUAUAAAUAGUACGGGAUAAGAGCUGUUCUGAUGACGAGAAUAAGUUGUAUCCUCAAAUUUAAGCCAAGGAGACAAAUACCUAAAAGAGUUGUCAAAAAGCCACAAAUGUCUCUGGAAAGACAAUCAGUUUUUGUUUUAAUGAAUCAUUUAUUUCAAGA
Molecule: messenger RNA, 896 nt
Organism: Oryzias latipes (Japanese medaka)
Lineage: Eukaryota; Metazoa; Chordata; Actinopteri; Beloniformes; Adrianichthyidae
Product: neuritin
Biological process (GO): neuron projection extension; nervous system development
Cellular component (GO): plasma membrane
Source: RefSeq, a predicted model, not a curated record